Colletotrichum higginsianum IMI 349063 is the source of this 333-nucleotide messenger RNA. Its product is annotated as Cvnh domain-containing protein. The transcript has 3 exons. NCBI's taxonomy places the organism in Eukaryota, Fungi, Ascomycota, Sordariomycetes, Glomerellales, Glomerellaceae. The record is from RefSeq and is a predicted model, not a curated record. The coding region runs from base 1 to 333 and encodes 110 amino acids.
AUGCAUCGGUCCACCAUUCUGUGCGCUCUCAGCGCCAUCGUUUCCCUAGCUUACGCUGGUGACUUUUCCAAGUCCUGCAGUAGCAUUUCAUUUCGAUCAACGUCCAUAAGCGCCAGCUGCAACGACAAAUUUGGUGACUCUGUCGGGACCAAUAUCGACUUGACUAGAUGUCUAGCAAAUGUUGGCGGGAGACUUGUGUUCUGCGACUGCGGUCUCGCUGGUGACCGUAGCGUGCUGAAUUGCCGAUGCACCGACAGCACGGGCACGAAGAAACCCACUUCAAUCGAUCUCGACUCAUGCUUGACCAACGAUGGGGGCGACCUUGAAUGCUGA